Molecule: messenger RNA, 2962 nt
Organism: Carassius carassius (crucian carp)
Lineage: Eukaryota; Metazoa; Chordata; Actinopteri; Cypriniformes; Cyprinidae
Product: NACHT, LRR and PYD domains-containing protein 12-like
Exons: 9
Coding region: 47-2785 (912 amino acids)
Molecular function (GO): protein binding
Source: RefSeq, a predicted model, not a curated record
AUUUCAGAUCUUUUUUUCUUGUCCUGCAGCUGUGAAAUGGUGAAAGAUGGCGUCUGUUGAAGAACGGCUUCUGAAGUCACUGGAGGAAUUGGUCAAAGAUGAUCUGAAGAAGUUUCAGUGGCACUUAAAGAAACAUGAGUGUAUAUCAACAUCUGAAAUGGAGGAUGCGGAUCGUUUAAAAACAGUGGAUAAGCUGGUAACGUGUUUUGGACCAGAAGAAGCUGUGAAGAUCACGGUCGCCAUCCUGAAGAAGAUCGGCAAGAAUGAUCUGGCUGAACAGCUGGAGAAAGAACACAAGCAAGUAAUUCACAGACGGGUCAUAAUAAAUACCUGGACGAUAUUUACACUGAUUUAUAUGUAUUUAUAUAUACCUACAACCCUCACAGGGAUGUACACAAACUUUUUACUUUCUCAGAAGCAACAGAUGGAAACAAAAUAUUGCAAGGAUCCUAAAACUAAGGCUAAAGUCAUGUCUUUUGAUGAGAUUAUUCUGAAGCUUGGGAAACUGGCCUUUAAACAACUACAGAAAGGUAAUCUGAUUUUCUACAAAGAAGAUCUUGAGGAGUGUGGACUAAAUGUCAAUGAAGGGUCUGUGUACUCUGGGUUAUGCACACGGAUGUUUCAGGAGGAAAAAUCUAUGUCAGAGAGAAAUGUUUACAGCUUCCAGGAAUUACUUGCUGCUCUCUAUGUGUUAUUUAUUAACAAAAACAAGAAAGCAAACCCAUUUCUCGAAUCCUGGAAAAAACUGUCAUGUAUUCUGUCCACAAAGCCACUGUUUGAACUUCAUAAAGCUGCAGUCAAUGAGGCUUUACAAAGUGAGAAUGGACACCUGGACCUCUUCCUCCGAUUCCUCCUGGGUCUUUCAGUAGAGUCCAAUCAGAGAGACUUGAAGGAACUACUGCCAGGACUGAAGCUGAAAACAGAGUACACCAAAGACACUGCUGAGUAUAUCAAAACGAAAAUAGAGAUGGAGGAAUCAACAGAGAGGACCAUCAAUCUCUUCUACUGUCUGAAUGAACUGAAAGAUGACUUUGUGGAGGAAAUCCAGAAGAAUCUGGGCUCUGGAAAACUUUCAGAGCAGAAUCUCUUCUCUGCUCAGUGGUCGGGUCUGGUGUUUGUGCUCCUCAUGUCAGAAGAGACUCAAGAGAAGUUUGAACUGAAGAAAUACAGAAGAUCUGAUGAAGCACUGAUGAGACUGCUGCCAGUCAUCAAAAACACCAGAAGAGCACUGCUACAGUGCUGUGAUCUCACUGCUCAGUCUUGUGAGAGUUUGUCUUCAACUCUACAGUCGUCAAACUCCUUUCUUAGAGAGCUGGACCUGAGUGACAAUGAUCUGCAGGAUUCUGGAGUGAAGCUUCUUUCUGAUGGACUGAAGACCCCAAACUGUCAGCUGGGGAUUCUGAGGCUACAGAGCUGUAAUCUCACUGCUCAGUCUUGUGAGAGUUUGUCAUCAGCUUUACAAUCAUCAAACUCCUUUCUAAGAGAGCUGGACCUGAGUAACAAUGACCUGCAGGAUUCUAGAGUGAAGCUUCUUUCUGAUGGACUGAAGACCCCAAACUGUCAGCUGGAGAUUCUGAGGCUACAAUGCUGUAAUCUCACUGCUCAGUCUUGUGAGAGUUUGUCUUCAGCUUUACAGUCAUCAAACUCCAUUCUAAGAGAGCUGGACCUCAGUAACAAUAAUCUGAAGGAUUCUGGAGUGAAGCUUCUUUCUGUUGGACUGAAGAGCAAAAACUGUCAGCUGGAGAUUCUGAGGCUACAGGGCUGUGCUCUCACUGCUCAGUCUUGUGAGAGUUUGUCAUCAGCUCUACAAUUACCAAACUACAUGCUGAGAGAGCUGGACCUGAGUAACAAUGAUCUGCAGGAUUCUGGAGUGAAGCUUCUUUCUGAUGGACUGAAGAGCCCAAACUGUCAGCUGGGGAUUCUGAGGUUGUCUGGCUGUAUGGUGACAGAGGAUGGAUGUAGUUAUGUGUCCUCAGCUCUGACUGCACAACCCUCAUGCUUGAGAGAGCUGGAUCUAAGCUAUAAUCACCCUGGAGAUUCAGGAGUCAAGCUACUCUAUGAAAAACUGGAGGAUCCAAACUGCUCACUGGAUAAAUUCAAUGUGGAUCAUGGAGGAGAAUCCAGGAUUACAGCAGGACUACAGAAAUAUUCCUGUUUUCUCACACUGGAUCCAAACACAGCACACACUGAACUCAUUCUGUCUGAGGAGAACAAAAAGGUGACAUGUGUGAUGAAGAAACAGCCGUAUCCUGAUCAUCCAGACAGAUUUGAUAUGUGUCAUCAGGUGUUGUGUAGAGAGAGUGUGUGUGGACGCUGUUACUGGGAGAUUGAGUGGAGUGGACGUGUGUUAAUAUCAGUCUCAUAUGAGAACAUCAGCAGGAAGGGAUCGGGUGUUGAGUGUAGGUUUGGACGUAAUGAUCAGUCCUGGAGUUUGAUCUGCACUCCUGACAGUUACUCAUUCAGACACAAUAACAAACAGACUGAUCUCCCUGUGAAGUCCAUCAUCAGGAGAAUAGGAAUGUAUGUUGAUGAUGCUGUCAGGAGAAUAAGAGCGUAUCAUGUUGAUGAUGAUAAUGAUGAUGAUGAUAGUGAUGAUGAUGAUGUCAGGAGAAUAGGAGUGUUUGUGGAUCACAGUGCAGGAACUCUGUCCUUCUACAGAGUCUACAGAAACACGGUGAGCCUCAUCCACACAGUCCAAACCACAUUCUCUCAGCCACUCUAUCCUGGGUUUAGAGUAAAUUUUCUGUCUUCAGUGAAACUAGACAGAAGACUAGACAGAGACUGAUGAGAGAUUCUACCCAUAAUGUUUGAGGUGCAUGAUAAAUCAGUAACAGUGAGAUGUUUUGUGCCGCGUUUCCACCGAAAUUACCUGGAACAUUUGUACCAGGAACUUUUUCCCCGGGAACUAUUUUCCCCCCAGACCUGUUGCCAUUUGUGUUCCACCCAGGGCUUGAAAACGAAU